AUGGCUAACAUUGUUUAGAUCAUCUUUAAAUAUGAUUUGAUCAUUGAAAAUUGUAGCAUUUAUCUUAUAAUUGGAUUAUGCCCUUUAUCCUAUUAUUUGGGGCUGAGUUUUUAUGAAGAUAUAUUUAUCAAUUUGAUACAGAAUAGAAACAUACAAGAUUUUUGGAUUUAUUCUUAAGAAUUGAUUGAAAUGUAUUCUUCGUAGGAACAAAAAUUGAUAAUUUAUAUAUCUAUUCGAAAUCACAUUAAUCAUUGCUCAAACGUUGGAUGUUAUUGUUCGAAAUAUGGCAAAAAUUUAAAAUUGGAUAGUAAUAGUUAAAGCAUAGUAAGUGGAAAUAAAGAUAUGACUCUAAAUUAUCGAUGUCUGAGAGAAUUGAAUUUAAAGUUUGAUGAUGUUGUUAAAUUGAUGGAUUCAUUAUUCUUUCAAACUUUAAAUCAUCCAAAGUUAAAGAGAAAAGAUAGAUUGAAUUAUUUGUAUGCAUCAUUUUUGGAAAAGUACUCAGGGAAUAAAUUGAUGAGUUAUUACUUUCUUAAACUAUUCUGUUAUAAACACAAAGCAAAACUGAGCUAUUUUUAUAGGAUGAUAUUCCCAAAAAUUAUCAAAAAAUUAGAGUUAAAGCUGAUUUAUUUCAACAAAAUCUAGUAAGAAAAUAAUAAGAAGGAUUCAUUACUUGAUGAUUUAUCUUUAGAAACUGUGAUUCAAAUUGAAAAUUCAUGCGCAAGUUAUUAGAAAUCCUUUGUAUCAAUCCUUACCUAAAAGAUAAUCAUUUGGUAAUUAAUUGAGAAAGGUAGUGAAUCAAUUUCAAUUUUUAUUAAAAAGAUUUAUAGACCUCUUAUAGAAAUAGUGACAUAGAAUAAAAAGAUUUAGUAUGAGAUAUCCUAAUUAUCACAAAAUUAUGAAAAUGCUGGAUUUUUAAAGAUUCUUUAAUUAAGCUAUCUUGUAAUAUCUAAUUCUUUGGGAAGAGUUAAUAUUUUAGAAUAAAAAAUAUAAGAAUUAAAGAAUAGAGAUCAGUAUAGGGAAGAUGAGGGUUUGAAUAAUUUUAAUUUAAUGAGAGGGCAGUUCACUCUAAUAAAAACAGGACUCAUUAGAUCUUUAGGGUAUAUUCUAAGUAAAAAUGAAGAAAGAAUAGAAGCCUUUUUUAAUUACAAUAAAGAUGAAUAAGCUAAAAUCAUCAAUAUUAAUUAAUUAAUGCCUCCUCAUAUAGCAAGUUUUCAUAACUAGAUUAUUCAUUAAUAUAUAUAAACUGGAUAGACUUAUCUGAUGUAUGAUAAUAGAAGAGUGUAUGUAUCUAACAAAAAUUAGUUUAUUUUCCCUAUUAUGUUAUCGCUAAGAAAUGAUUUUUCCAAUUUUGAAGAUUGUGUUUUUAAUGUUUGUAUGUUGAAGGUUUCAUUUUAGGAUGCAAUAAUGUUUGAUGGACGUGGGUCUAUACUGGGCAUGAGCGAGAACUUAUUUACUUUGUUAUCUGAUUCUGAAAAAUUGUUUUCUUAUGCAGAUAUACUAAAAUAUGGAUUAAUUUAGGUGUUAUUUCCAAAUUUUUAUAAAGUAUUGGACGAUAUAGACGAGGCAUAAAAUAAUUAUUAUAGGGAUAGUGAUGUUACUGCUGAUCUCGAAUUCGAAGAUUUGAAAUCAUCAAUCCAUAUAAAUUCAAAUUUUAUCAGUUUGUGCUAAUAAUAUCAAAAUCAUUCAUAAGGGAGUUAGUAUGAUAAAGAAUUAUCAAAAAUGUCAACAACCAAUAAUAGAGUUGAAUUAUUCGAUAGAAAAGAUAGAGAAUUGAUGAAAGAAUUUGCUUAAGAAUAAAAAGGCUUGAAAAAAACAUCAAGAGGGUUUCGUCUAAGAUUUGACCUUCAAAAAUUUGAAAAGAAUUUCAAGGGUCUUUCUUAAGAAUUUUUUACAUUUGUAGGAACAGAAUCUUAGAGGUAGAAUGUAUUCACCUAUUUUAUAAUUGAUAUAAAAGAAUUAUCGUAAGCAACAUCAAAAGUUAAUCAAACCGUAUCGACUAUAUCAUAAUAUUUAACAAUAAGUCAUAAUUACACAUAAACAGAUUAGAAAAUGUCCACAAUUAUGAUAAACAAAGACCUUCAAUAUAAUGCUUAAAUGAAUGAUGAAAUAGAUGGUUAAGAAGAAAAAGGAACUUUAUAAUUCAACAUUUCGCUAAGUCAACCCAUGUAACCUGCAUUUUAGGUGGAGUCCCCUCGAAUUUAAUUAGAAACUCCUAAGGAUACUGAAAGAGGAAUGUUAAGUAAUAAGCAUCACUCCUCUGAUUUACUGGGAUAAUAAAGAUAUUUUAAAAAUAUGUUUGAUAAUGUUUAUGAACAAUAAUUAAAAUAGAAAGGCUUAAAUGAUCCUAGGUUUAUAUCUAAAAAUGGAAUACAAGAUGAUGGAAUGAGAGAAUUUGAAGAAGAGUUAGAAUACGGAUAUUUACAUCAUUAAUAAUAAUAAAAAGAGUAGUUAAAUGAAGAUCCACCUACAUUUUAAAAGUAAUAAUGUGUAGUUUAUGUAAAUAAAAUAAAAUAAAACAAAUAAAAAAGAAUAUUAGAUGAACAAUAAUCCACAACAAGUGGAAUGUCGAAAGCCGAAAGAGAAAAUCUAGAAAAAAUUUAUAUGAAUUCUAAAAUGCCUCAUCAAUUCUAUUAUUUAAUAUCAUCAUGGAUCUUUAUCAUUGUUAUUUCCUUAGCCUCUAUAAUUACUUUAUCUGUCCUAAGUGUCAGCAUGUUAGAAGAUGUUAUAACUACAAGUGCUCAUUUACUCAUUCCAUAUGAAUUUAAUAGGGCAUAUAUCAAUAGUGCAUAAUAAGCAAUAUAUUUGCAUAGUAAGUAAUUUUAAGAGGAUAACUUUAAUAAUUAUAAUAUUUCAAUUAAUAGUUUUUAUGAAUCGAUUACAGAAACGACAGUUACAUACAGGGAAUUGUUAAAUUCAGAGAUUGAUUAGUAUAUUAAGGUAGAAGAACAAAAUAUUUCUAUCGAAGUUUAUACAGACAUGGAUAAUUAUUAAUAGGAUGAAAUAAGUAUCUAUGAUUUUCUUCUAAGUAACUACUAAAUAAUGUUAUCAAUUAAUGAAACAAAUUAACUAUUUAAUUUGAUCAGUAGAUUUUAUGAUAUAACAGAAAGUACAGAUGUGAUUAAUGAUUUCUAAAUGGAUGGAAUAGUGAAUGACAUUAAUAAUUUGAUAAAUGUUUAGGAUUAUAUAACAUUUUUUACAAUUGGAAUUUUGGUAUUGCCUUUAUUUCCAUAUUUAAGAAAUUAUAAAAAGCUAAACAUUUAUUAAGAAAAAAUUGUUUUAUUAAUUACAAGAAUUAAUGUAAAUGAAUUCUAGAAGGAAGUAAAAUAUAUUUCUGAAAUACUUGAGAAUAUUUCGAAAUUGAAUACUUUAAAUUUAGUCACUAGCGACUUUGUUUCUUAAGAAAUUUUAAAUGAUAAACCAAAUUACUCUUUGAAAACCAAUGCUAAGCAAUAAAUACUUUAGACCAAAAUUUACGAUGUAAAAUUGUCAAUGUGGUUUGAAUUUACAAUUGUUAUUUUCAUAUUUAUCAGCAUGACUAUAUAUUGGAUUGGAGGACUUCUAUUUUCUAAUUAGAUUCCAAGUGACUAUUUAGAAAGAGCAGAAUAAUAUGUACAUUUAUCUCAUGAGUAUUAACACAUCUAGCACUACAAUCUGCUAAAUGAAAUGAUAGUUAAUACCUACACAAAAGAAAGUUUGGCAGAUAUUUAUGUAAAAUAUGAUGAAGCAAUACAAAGCUAUUCUGUAUUACCAUUACCAUUAGCAAAAGAGAAUGGAGACUUGGAAUUUUUGAACGAAAUAUACUAUAAUGAUCUUUGCAUUAACUCUAAUCAUUUUGUUUGUGGGCAACAAUAAUUGAGGAAAAGUUACUAGAAUGGCUUAAAUGGAGUGCUCCAAAAUAUUAAACUAUUAUUUUAUUAAGAACAUUUUAAAAGAUAUGUUAGUGAUGAAUAUUGGGCAUUGGUAGUGUUUUUUCCUUCGUUUAUAGAACCUUUUAUUUACUAAAUUAUUACCGAAAAGAAUUCCUAUUUAAGCACUUAUAUCUAUAAUCUGGAAGUUGGUUGUCUUCUUUAUUAUCUAGCAGGAGGAUUAAGUAUGACGCUAUUUAGUUUAGUGUAUUUUUACAAGCAAAGUGAAAGUAAUUAUACUACUAUUAACUUUAGUUCUUCAUAAUUAAAUAUAUUUGAUUAGACAUCUACUGAUGUUUAUUCCUUUUGA
Paramecium tetraurelia is the source of this 4215-nucleotide messenger RNA. RefSeq lists its product as uncharacterized. The record is from RefSeq and is a predicted model, not a curated record. NCBI's taxonomy places the organism in Eukaryota, Ciliophora, Oligohymenophorea, Peniculida, Parameciidae. The transcript is spliced from 2 exons.